CCCGCUCCGCUCCCCGCGGAGGCAGCGCGGGUCGGGCGCGGAGCCGUCCCGCUCCGGCCAUGGCCUAGCGGCGGCGGCCGGGGCGCAAGAUGAGUUUCCCGGCGGAGGACGGCGUGGGCAGCCUCUGCCACAAGGCGCUGCAGAUCAUCUCGGAGCUGUGCCUGGGCGGGCAGGUGGAGAGGGAGAAGUGCGCCGGCAUCUUCCCCCUGGAGAGCGCCCGGCAGGGCAUCGGCGGCGCAGAUGUCUCAGUCAGUCUCUUAGCAGUGGUGGUCAGCUUCUGCGGGCUCGCCUUGCUGGUGGUCUCGCUUUUUGUCUUUUGGAAGCUGUGCUGGCCCUGCUGGAGGAGCAAACCCCUCACCUCCAGUGCCAGCAAUGUCCCACAGAGCAACUCCAGUGCUCCCACGGAGGUUUUGGAGAACAGCGAGAAAAAGGAAGUCAAAGAAAAUGGGAAAGCUACGACCAAGGUGCUUGAAGCUGCGCUGAAAAUCAGCCACACUUCACCUGAUAUACCAGCAGAGGUGCAGAAUGCGCUCAAGGGGCACCUGAUCAGACAUGCUCGGAUGCAGAGGCAGAUCACGGAGCCCACGUCCUCAUCAAGGCACAAUUCCUUCAGGAGGCACUUGCCAAGGCAGAUGCAAGUGUCCAGUGUUGAUUUUAACAUGGGGACAGACCCGGUUUUGCAAAGGGGAGAGACCACAACCAGCAUUGGGAGAAUAAAACCAGAACUCUACAAACAGAAGUCUGUGGAUUCUGAUGGGCAACAAGAAGAUGUGAAAACAUGUGGAAAACUUAACUUCACUCUCCGGUACGAUUAUGAGAAUGAACUCCUGGCUGUCACAAUUGUCAAAGCCUUAGAUCUGCCUGCUAAAGACUUCACAGGAACAUCUGACCCCUACGUUAAGAUUUAUCUGCUUCCAGAUAGGAAAAAGAAGUUUCAGACACGAGUUCACAGAAAGACAUUAAAUCCAGUCUUUGAUGAAACCUUUCAGUUUCCUGUAGCCUAUGAUCAACUCAGCAACAGGAAAUUGCAUUUCAGUGUUUAUGAUUUUGACAGAUUUUCUAGACAUGACAUGAUUGGGGAAGUUAUUCUUGAUAACCUUUUUGAAGUCUCAGAUCUCUCCAGGGAAGCCAAUGUAUGGAAAGACAUCCACUGUGCCACCACAGAAAACAUAGAUUUGGGUGAGAUCAUGUUUUCCCUUUGUUAUUUGCCUACUGCUGGGAGAAUGACUUUGACAGUCAUCAAAUGUCGGAAUCUCAAAGCAAUGGAUAUAACUGGUGCAUCAGAUCCGUAUGUCAAAGUGUCGCUGAUGUGCGAGGGACGGAGGCUGAAAAAGAGGAAAACAACCACAAAGAAGAACACACUAAAUCCUGUUUAUAAUGAGGCCAUCAUCUUUGAUAUCCCUCCAGAGAACGUGGACCAGGUCAGCCUCUCCAUUGCAGUGAUGGAUUAUGACAGAGUAGGGCACAAUGAGGUCAUUGGAGUGUGCCGGACAGGAAUUGACGCCGAAGGCCUUGGAAGAGAUCACUGGAACGAAAUGUUGGCUUACCCACGUAAACCAAUAACUCACUGGCACCCGCUAGUAGAGCUACCUGGCAGAGCAACCAGUUUUGACAGCCAGGGAUCCUGUUCCUCACCCAAACCACCGCUUACACCCUAGGAGGCAGAAUGGAUCCAUCGUGCUCAGUGUCCAAAGCUCCCCCUAGCUCACAUCUACAUCAACAGAAGGUUUGCAUUCUGCAGAUGAACUGUAUGCACAUUUUUUUAUCAAAAUACAUCUUUCCUAUUCUAAGUCUUAUACAGCAGUUUAUAACAAUUUAUUAAAGUGUGAAUGAGGCUGACUCGAGUCAAAUAUAACCCUUCCUUGUGCAAAUUCAUCCACCUGCUUUAGCUCUGGCAUAUAUUCAGGCUCGUAUUCAAGCAGUGGUUUGAUGGGGCCUGUAUCAUUUCAGAGGCAAAGAAACCAGAAAAAAAGAUCUUUUAAGUAAUUGAAAACUUCUGCACCUUUUAACACCUAAUUCUUUUGAGUAAAUAGUCAUAGACAGCUCAUGUAGUAAAUUCCUUCUAAAUUGCACUAAAUUCUCUAUGACUUUGCAAGAUAGCACUUCAAACUGAAUGUUGCAUGAAAAAAACCAACUGUUGUCAUGUUCUGAGUAGCUGGAAAAUCAGUUCAUUCCUUGGGCAGGGAGGAAGGGCUGAUUUAAAGCCCACUGGAGCCAAUGAGGCAGAUCUACUGACUUCAAUGGGUUUUAGUCCAGCCCUUCUGAAACAGGUAUGAGAACUGGAUCUAUGCAGUUAUAACCUUCCAGCACUCAUGAUGACAGCUGCAUCUUUACACAAGUCAAUCUACAGAGGAGAGAAUGCUCAGACAUAAAGGAAUUGAUUUAAUGUGAUUUAUCUCUUCACAAAAUUGACCAAAUAUUGCAGUUACCCACAACAUUUUAGUGAUUCUUGAUUUAAUGUGACAGACUUAGAUUUCUUUGAAGUUAUUUUUACUGAGUGCACAGCACACAUGGAAUUUAGUUUCUGGUUGCUGGCUGGAUGCCUCUAGACACAUAUGCUAAAUAUGAAUUUGAGAUGUGUUUUCUGUCAGUCUAUGGAGAGACAAAUCGAAAUGUGACUAUUUUACAAGCAAGUAAACUCAUUUAUUACAAUACACAGUGACAGCAAAUGCAAAAAUCUAUUUGCUGUAGUCAGAUACUUUAAAAACUAGAAGAGAACUGCAUAUUAUUCUGAGGAUUUAUCUCCAAACACUGCAGUUUACCUCAAUCAGAUAAAUUAGAUAGUUACUUUCUUUUUUCCUUUUUUCUUUUAUUUCUUUCUGUGAAGAGUGUAGCACAGACAGCAUGAUUGGGUCUGAGGUUUUGAAAGCUGGAUUGUAAUUAGAAAAA
This is a messenger RNA of Haemorhous mexicanus (house finch), 2889 nucleotides long. RefSeq names its product synaptotagmin 10 (gene SYT10). NCBI's taxonomy places the organism in Eukaryota, Metazoa, Chordata, Aves, Passeriformes, Fringillidae. Gene Ontology annotation, molecular function: syntaxin binding; calcium ion binding; calcium-dependent phospholipid binding. Gene Ontology annotation, cellular component: membrane. Gene Ontology annotation, biological process: calcium-ion regulated exocytosis; regulation of dopamine secretion; regulation of calcium ion-dependent exocytosis. The coding region runs from base 90 to 1658 and encodes 522 amino acids. The record is from RefSeq and is a predicted model, not a curated record. The transcript is spliced from 7 exons.